Mya arenaria is the source of this 2046-nucleotide messenger RNA. RefSeq names its product receptor-type tyrosine-protein phosphatase kappa-like. The coding region runs from base 1 to 2046 and encodes 681 amino acids. The record is from RefSeq and is a predicted model, not a curated record. Gene Ontology annotation, biological process: protein dephosphorylation. Gene Ontology annotation, molecular function: protein tyrosine phosphatase activity. Lineage: Eukaryota; Metazoa; Mollusca; Bivalvia; Myida; Myidae. The transcript has 18 exons.
AUGGCAAAUGUAAUAUUGGAACGGCUGGGAUUAACAGCUCUCCUUGUUUAUAAAUAUGAUAUAGAAGUCGAUGAAACAACAACCACUGACAAAGGAGACGGCGAUCAAUCGAAACAGAACUCAACUCCUCCUAUCCCGGCCAUUUCUGGAGCUGUUGGCGGUGUUAUAGUUAUGCUAGUCGUCGCCUUGAUAGUCGUCUAUUUUCUUAAGAAAAGAAAGAUUAAGAAGAACCAGACUCGUGAAGAAGGGGAAGAGAAAACUGUUCAUGAAUAUCAUACCAUUGAAAGUAUAUCACCAGAACCUUAUGGAAAACGUCAGUCCGAGGGACAAACAUCCAUUAAAUCAUCUGAAUUGGCAGUGGUUAACUACGAAGUCGUUUCUGAUACCAUUUUUCUUGGUGGAACAUCGGAAUCUUCCGGAGAGGAGGAUGAUCUCGAAAUCGAUGCAGACGAAGCAAGAAAGUCAGAGAAAAAAAUGUUGAAUAUAAAGAUGGAAGAGAACGUGUACUACAUAGGAAUACAGGACAUAGAAAAACGAAAGAUACAUCUGGAUGACUUAGUUUCAUUUGUUACUGGAAAAACACAAGAAUAUUAUGAUGAAGAAUUUGAUAAAUUUCCAGACGGCCUAACAAGGAGUUGUGGCGCUGCCAAAUUACAUAAAAACAGGGCAAAAAACAGAUACAAGGGAUUAUAUGCAUAUGAUGCUACAAGGGUGAAAGUGACUGGCUUUGACACCGACUACAUAAAUGCUAACUACAUCGAUGGCUUCAAGGAGAGAAAUGCGUAUAUCGCUUCGCUUGGUCCAAUGUCUAAACAGUUGGGAGACUUUGGCAUGUUCUGGAAUAUGAUUUGGCAACAGAAGGUGGAAAAGAUUGUCAUGGUUACCAACCUAAUGGAGGAAGAGAAGGAGAAAUGCGAGCAGUACUGGCCUCAUAUUGGGAUCACUAAAAACUACAGCGGGGUGAAGGUCACCUGUCAGAGCGAGGAUGAGUAUGCAGAGUUUACGAGAAGAUUGCUGCUCCUAAAUGAUGGCAAAUCUGAGAGGCAGCUGCACCAUCUCCACUUCACGGCCUGGCCUGAUAGGGGAAUCCCAGAGGACGUCACAGCGUUGAUUGAGUUCCGACAUAGAGUGCUUGAUUCUCCUGCUCAUCUUGACGGUCCAACACUGGUCCAUUGCAGUGCGGGAAUCGGUCGAACAGGGACAUAUAUUGCGUUAGAUAUUCUAACAAAGGAAGGCAAUUCGAACAAGGCCGUGGAGAUUCCAGGAUGCAUCAUCAAUAUGAGACAGAACAGGCCAAACAUGGUCCAGACAGCGGAACAGUACGAGUUUCUACACCUUGCCCUGGUUCACACCCUGUCUUUUAACUGUGAACAGAUACCAGGAAAACAGUUUCAGGACUACAUGAUCGAGACCAGCAAAGGCGAUCUUAUCAGGCAGUUUAAGAAAAUAACGGAAACUCCCCACGUUCACACUGACGAUGAAAUCGUAGCUAUAGAACGAAACAAGUCUGAGAAAGGAAGGAACAGAAGCGGAGCAGAUAUUCCAGGCGAUGAAUACCGCCCUCGACUUUAUCUGGGAAUAAGACAUGGAGAUUCAGACUAUGUCAACGCUGUCUUUGUUCAUGCGUUUCCAGCGAAACGGAAAUACAUUGUCGCCCAGUCUCCGAUGCCAAAUACUGUACAGGGUUUCCUGACUUUGGCAUACCAAGAAAAUUGCUCCUGCAUUGUCAGCUUUGAGCAAAGUGACGGCAAAAAGGAUAUAGGUGAAUAUUAUCCAGCGGACAAUCAAGUGCUCAAGAAAGGUCAACUGUCUAUUUCAUGUGAGAGGGAUAAAGUCAAGAACGAGUACAGUAUCCAGAAAUGGCUAACUAUUGAGUUCAAGGGAAGCACACAGAGUGAAGGUGGCAAGAGCACAUUGCGACACUUUGAGUUUACAGACUGGAACCAGAAUGGAAAUAUUCCAUGCAGCCCUGCUUACUAUGUCUCAUUUCUGAGAGAUGUCAAAAAGGCAUCGUCCAAUGGGCCUGUUCUUGUCCACUGCAGGUAG